AGUCUUGCACAGGUGUACUGGCUCCUCCCGUUCAGUCUUGCACAGGUGUACCGGCUCCUCCCCUCAGUCUUGAACAGGUGCACCGGCUCCUCCCCUUCAGUCUUCAACAGGUGUACCGGCUCCUCCCCUCAGUCUUAUACAGGUAUACCGGCUCCUCCCCUUCAGUCUUGCACAGGUGUAACAGCUCUUCCCCUUCAGUCUUGCACAGGUGUACCGGCUCCUCCCCUUCAGUCUUGCACAGGUGUAGUGGCUCCUCCCCUUCAGUCUUGCACAGGUGAACCAGCUCCUCCCCUUUAGUAUUGCACAGGUGUACUGGCUCCUCCCCUUCAGUCUUGCACAGGUGAACCAGCUCCUCCCUUUUAGUAUUGCACAGGUGUACUGGCUCCUCCCCUUCAGUCUUGCACAGGUGUACCUGCUCCUCCCCAUCAGUCUUGCACAGGUGUAGCGGCUCCUCCCCUUCAGUCUUGCACAGGUGUACCUGCUCCUCCCCUUCAGUCUUGCACAGGCGUACCAGCUCCUCCCCUUCAAUCUUGCACAGGUUUACCGGCUCCUCCCCUUCAGUCCU
Molecule: messenger RNA, 565 nt
Organism: Staurois parvus
Lineage: Eukaryota; Metazoa; Chordata; Amphibia; Anura; Ranidae
Source: the annotation of a GenBank genome assembly